AUGUCCAACGAGGAACCCGAGAAAGGCGACAAAGUCUCAUGGAAUUGGGGCAGCGGAAAACCCGGCGGCGUGGUUGCCGAGACAAAGACCGAGGGCGAGCUAGCCAUCACGACCAAGCGCGGCAACAAAGUCAAGAAGAACGCCGACCCCGACAACCCCGCCGUGCGCAUCGAGCGGUCGGGCAACGACGUGGUCAAGCGAGCGUCGGAGCUGAACAUUGAAGAAAAGGCGAAUGGAUCCGCCGCGGACUCUGGGGCUGGAAAGAUCGCGUCCGGGACCGGGACCGGGACCGAGACCAAGAACGGUGAAAAGCGGAAACACGAUGACACCGAAGAUGAGAACGAAAACGAAAACGAAGACAAGGAUGAGCCUGCACUAGAAGAGAAUGCCGAGGGCAAGACCGUCAAGGGUAAAGGGGCAAAUGGCACCAAGAAGCAGAAAAAGGAGCCGGCGCACGAGGAGGAAGUUGUUGAAGCCAAAAGUGAAGAAGGGGAGGAGGAGGUCAAGCCCGAGAGGAAAAGGGCCGGCCGCCCCAAGAAGCAACCGGUGCAAGAUGGCGCCUCGAAGAAAGAGCCGGCAAAGCAGAAGCAGCCGGCCAAGGGGGCCCAGUCGAAGGCCGAAACCAGGAAGCCUGGUCGUCCGAAGAAGGGGGACGGGGCACCGCCGAAGCCAAAGAAGGACCCCAAGCCCCGGGCGACGGAGGGGAUUGGAUCACGCACCCGGAGCCGGCGGACGACAUAG
Capronia epimyces CBS 606.96 is the source of this 741-nucleotide messenger RNA. RefSeq lists its product as uncharacterized. Lineage: Eukaryota; Fungi; Ascomycota; Eurotiomycetes; Chaetothyriales; Herpotrichiellaceae. The record is from RefSeq and is a predicted model, not a curated record. Bases 1 to 741 code for a protein of 246 amino acids. The transcript has 2 exons.